Molecule: messenger RNA, 9790 nt
Organism: Conger conger (European conger)
Lineage: Eukaryota; Metazoa; Chordata; Actinopteri; Anguilliformes; Congridae
Product: unconventional myosin-Va-like
Biological process (GO): actin filament organization; vesicle transport along actin filament
Cellular component (GO): actin cytoskeleton; vesicle; cytoplasm
Molecular function (GO): microfilament motor activity; ATP binding; actin filament binding
Source: RefSeq, a predicted model, not a curated record
AUCAUUUCAUCCAUCAUACCCAGAAUGCAUAGAGACUCUAAAUAGCGUGAUUUUCAACUUUAUAUGGCGAUACAUGCUUCAUCUUGAACAUUUCCACAUUUAUUUUAAAAGGAUAAUUUUCAUUUUUUUUAAACCGAAUGUUGAAAGUUACGAAUUUCUGAUGCUGUAGCCUACUAAACAAGACUGGAGAAUGGCUGGGUCGACCGUCAUGGCAGCGUCUGAAUUAUACACAAAGUACGCCCGGGUGUGGAUCCCCGAUGCGGAGGAGGUGUGGAAAUCGGCUGAGCUCACCAAGGACUACAAACAGGGGGACAGCCUGCUACACCUGCAGCUGCAGGAUGGCAAGAAAGUUGAGCACAAAUUGGAUGCCGCAACCAAGAACCUGCCGCACCUGCCACACCUGCGGAACCCCGACAUCCUGGUGGGAGAGAACGACCUCACGGCCCUCAGUUACCUCCACGAGCCCGCCGUCCUGCACAACCUCAAAGUCCGCUUCAUCGACUCAAAGCUCAUCUACACCUACUGUGGCAUUGUUUUGGUGGCCAUCAAUCCUUAUGAGAAUCUGCCCAUCUAUGGGUCUGACAUCAUCAAUGCAUACAGUGGGCAGAACAUGGGGGACAUGGACCCGCACAUAUUCGCCGUGGCUGAGGAGGCCUACAAGCAAAUGGCCAGAGAUGAGAGGAACCAGUCCAUCAUCGUGAGCGGGGAGUCUGGGGCGGGGAAGACCGUGUCAGCCAAGUACACCAUGCGCUACUUCGCCACGGUCAGCGGCUCCACCACGGAGGCUAAUGUGGAGGGGAAAGUGCUGGCCUCCAACCCCAUCAUGGAGGCUAUUGGAAAUGCUAAAACCACCAGGAACGACAACAGCAGUCGGUUUGGGAAAUACAUUGAGAUUGGUUUUGACGGGCGGUACCAUAUCGUUGGGGGAAAUAUGAGGACCUACCUGCUGGAGAAAUCCCGAGUGGUCUUUCAGGCUGAUGAGGAGAGGAACUACCAUAUCUUCUACCAGCUGUGUGCCUCGGCCCAUCUACCUGAGUUUCAGCACCUUCAGUUGGGUAAAGCAGAUGAUUUCCACUUCACUAACCAGGGUGGAAGUACUGUCAUUUAUGGGGUGGAUGAUGCCCAGGAGUUGUCCACUGCAAGACGCGCUUUGUCAUUGUUGGGAAUUAAUGAGUCCUACCAGAUGGGGAUAUUCAAGAUACUUGCUUCCAUCCUCCAUCUGGGGAACGUGCCAGUGAAGGGUGUCGAUUCGGACAGCAGCAGGAUCGAGUCUAAUAACCGCAACCUGACGGUCUUCUGUGACCUAAUGGGAAUCACGUACCUGGACAUGUCCCACUGGCUGUGCCACAAGAAGCUGAAGACUGCCACGGAGACCUACAUCAAGCCCAUCCCCAAACUUCAGGCCAUCAACAGCCGGGACGCCCUUGCCAAACACAUAUACGCCAAACUCUUCAACUGGAUCGUCGCCAUGUCAACAAGGCCCUGCAGUGUCAACAAGGCCCUGCAGUCUACGAUCAAGCAGAGCUCCUUCAUUGGGGUUCUGGACAUUUACGGGUUUGAAACAUUUGAUAUCAACAGCUUUGAGCAAUUUUGUAUAAAUUACGCCAAUGAGAAACUUCAGCAACAGUUCAACAUGCACGUGUUCAAACUGGAGCAGGAGGAGUACAUGAGGGAGGAAAUCCCCUGGACCCUCAUCGACUUCUAUGACAAUCAGCCCUGUAUCAACCUCAUUGAGGCCAAAAUGGGAGUGCUGGCCCUUCUGGACGAGGAGUGCAAGAUGCCCAAGGGAAGUGACGACUCAUGGGCUCAGAAGCUGUACAACACGCACUUGAAGACAUGUGCACUUUUUGAGAAGCCCCGUAUGUCCAAUAAAGCCUUCAUCAUCCAGCACUUUGCAGACAAGGUGGAGUAUCAGUGUGAGGGCUUCCUGGAGAAGAAUAAAGACACCGUCAAUGAAGAGCAGAUCAAUGUGCUAAAAGCUAGCAAGUUUGAUCUCCUGGUGGAGCUGUUCGUGGAUGAGGGGAGUGCCACCAGCCCCACAGGGGCGCUCUCCGGUGGCCGAACCAGGCUGAGUGUCAAGCCACAGCCGGCCAAGUCCACUAAAGAACACAAGAAGACCGUGGGGCUCCAGUUCCGUAACUCCCUGCAGCUGCUGAUGGAGACCCUGAACGCCACCACGCCCCACUACGUGCGCUGUAUCAAGCCCAACGACCUCAAAUUUCCUUUCACGUUUGACCCCAAAAGGGCGGUGCAGCAGCUGAGAGCCUGUGGUGUUCUGGAGACCAUUCGGAUAUCGGCUGCUGGCUUCCCAUCCAGGUGGACCUAUCAGGAGUUCUUCAGUCGGUACCGGGUUCUAAUGAAGCAGAAGGACGUGCAGACCGACCGGAAGCUGACCUGCAGGAAGGUCUUGGAGAAACUAGUAGAGGAUAAAGACAAGUAUCAGUUUGGGAAGACAAAGAUUUUCUUCCGUGCUGGCCAGGUGGCCUACCUGGAGAAACUGCGAGCGGACAAGCUGAGAGCCGCCUGCAUCCGCAUCCAGAAGACCAUCCGCUGCUGGCUGGAGCGCAAGAAGUACCUGCGCAUGAGGGACGCUGCCAUCACCAUACAGAGACGUGUGCGGGGAUACCAAGCACGAUGCCUCGCCAAGUUCCUUCGCAGGACGAAAGCGUCCAUCGUCAUUCAGAAGUACCAGCGCAUGUACGUGGAGCGGAAACGAUACAAGCGUCUGCAAACUGCUGCACUCAACAUCCAGUGCAUCCUGAGGGCCUACCAGGCCAGACAGCUGUACCAGAGGCUUCUGCGGGAGAACAGGGCGAUCGUCAUCCAGAGGUGGGUGAGGGGGUGGCUGGCCCGGCGGUGGUACAGGCGCUCCCUGGCCGCCGUUGUGUACCUGCAGUGCUGCGUGCGGCGCAUGUGCGCCCGGCGCCAGCUGAAGAAGCUGAAGAUCGAGGCGCGCUCCGUCGAGCACUUCAAGAAGCUCAACAUCGGCAUGGAGAACAAGAUCAUGCAGCUGCAGCGCAAGAUCGACGAGCAGCACAAAGAGCACAAGGCCGUCAGCGAACGCCUGAGCACCCUGGAGAGCACGUACACCGCGGAGAGCGAGAAGCUACGCAGCGAGGUGUCCCGCCUGCGAGGGGUGGAGGAGGAGGCGCGAAACAACGCCCGCCAAAACGCCUCCCUGCUGCUGGAGCUCGGCCAACUCCGCAAGGAGCUGGAGAUCAUGCGCAGCGAGAAGGAGGCGAUCCAAGACCAGGCCAAGACUUACCACGACAAAAUGGAGCAGAUGGUGGCUGAGCUGAAGGACCAGAACAGCCUUCUGAAGAGUGAGAAGGACGAUCUGAAUCGGCUGAUCAAGGAACAGAGCCAACAGAUGACUGAGAAAAUGGAGAAGGCCUUGAAGGAAGAGAGAAGGGAGCUGGAGAGUGAUCUGAACGAGGAGCGCUCACGCUACCAGAACCUUCUGGGCGAGCACUUACGAUUGGAGGAGCGAUACGACGACCUGAAGGAGGAGAUGACCCUCACACUGAACGUCCCCAAGCCAGGCCACAGGAGGACCGACUCCACCCACAGUAGCAACGAAUCAGAAUACACCUACAGCUCUGAGCUAGCGGAGUCUGAGGAGGGCUCCCAUGGAGGCGAGGAUGGCAGCAAGGCUGGCCUGGACGUGUCCCUCUUCCUCAAGCUGCAGAAAAGGGUGACCGAGUUGGAGCAUGAGAAGCAGGAUCUGGUGAAGGAGAUGGAUUUUAAAGAUGAGCAGUUUCAGCAGGCUAGGGCCAGGGAUGACGAAGAUUACAAGAAAGCACGCGGAGCAGAGUUGGAGUACGAGUCUCUCAAGCGCCAGGAGCUGGAGUCUGAGAAUAAGAAGCUGAAGCACGACCUGAAGGAGAUGCGGCAGGCCAUGACGGGGAAGGCUGGCCCUGGGGCCUCCUCGCCCUACAGGGUUCUCCUGGAGCAGCUCAACGCCUCCAACGAGGAGCUGGAGGUCCGUAAGGAGGAGGUCCUGAUCCUCCGCUCCCAGCUGGUCAGCCAAAAGGAGGCCGUGCAUCACAAGGAGACCAUGACGGAUGUUGUGUCGUACUUGAAAGAUGUCCAGAAGAUGAAUGCGGGAGAACUCGCUCAGGCUUAUGUAGGAUUCAAAGAGACCAACAAAUCCCCCACUCCAGACUACCAUGAGCUGAAUGAGGAUGGCGAGCUCUGGCUGGCUUAUGGAGGGUUAAAGGAGACCAACAGGCUCCUGGAGUCCCAGCUCCAGACGCAGAAGAGGUGCCAUGACGGAGAGAUGGAGGCAGUGCGCAGGGAGCUGCAGAGUUUGAAGGAGGAGAACAGCCGUCAGCAGCAGCUCCUGACCCAGAACCUGCAGCUGCCCCCGGAGGCACGCAUCGAGGCCAGCCUGCAGCACGAGAUCACCCGCCUCACCAACGAGAACCUGGAUGUAUAUAGGGAUGACCCAGGCAAAUAUAAGAAGAAGCUGACUUUAAUUUAUCAGCGGGCCAUUGAACUCCUGGGCCAGCUCGAAAAGCAGGAAAAGAUCAUCCGUAAAUUCAAGAAGCAGAUCAAGGUCUUCUCCAAGAAGAUUGGGGAACGGGAAGUGGGUCAGAUAGACAGCAUAUCUCCAGGACAGAUAGUGGAGGAGCCCAUCCUCACGGUGAACAUCCCCCGGCGAGAGAAGGACUUCCAGGGCAUGCUGGAAUACAAGCGGGAGGAUGAGCCCAAACUGGUGAAGAACCUCAUUCUAGAGCUGAAGCCUCGGGGCGUGGCGGUCAGCUUCAUCCCGGGCCUGCCGGCCUACGUCCUCUUCAUGUGUCUGCGGCACGCCGACUAUCUCAACGACGACCAGAAGGUGCGAUCGCUGCUGACGUCCACCAUCAACAGCAUCAAGAAGAUCCUGAAGAAAAGAGGGGACGACUUUGAAGUGGUCUCUUUCUGGCUGUCCAAUACGUGUCGCCUCCUGCACUGUCUGAAGCAGUACAGCGGAGAGGAGUCCUUCAUGAAGUACAACACUCCCAGGCAGAACGAGCACUGCCUGUCUAACUUCGACCUGGCCGAGUACCAGCAGGUUCUGAGCGACCUGGCCAUCCAGAUAUACCAGCAGCUCAUCAGAUGCAUGGAGACCCUUUUGCAGCCCAUGAUAGUCUCUGGAAUGCUGGAGCACGAGACCAUCCAGGGCGUUUCGGGGGUGAAGCCCACGGGGCUGAGGAAGAGGACCUCCAGCAUUGCGGAUGAAGGCACCUACACCCUGGACUCCAUCCUGCGCCAGCUCUCCUCCUUCCACUCCACCAUGUACCAGCACGGCAUCGACCCCGACCUGGUCAGGCAGGUGGUGAAGCAGCAGUUCUACAUCAUCGGUGCCGUCACCCUCAACAACCUGCUGCUGCGCAAAGACAUGUGCUCCUGGAGCAAGGGCAUGCAGAUCAGGUACAACGUGAGUCAGCUGGAGGAGUGGCUGAGGGAUAAGAACCUGAUGACCUGCGGGGCCAAGGACACGCUGGAGCCCCUGAUCCAGGCCGCCCAGCUGCUGCAGGUGAAGAAGAAGACUGACGAAGACGCGGACGCCAUCUGCUCCAUGUGCAACGCCCUCAGCAGUGCACAGAUUGUCAAGGUGCUGAACUUGUACACCCCUGUGAAUGAAUUUGAGGAAAGGGUUACCAUAACAUUCAUCGAAACGAUUCAGACCCGUUUACCGGACAGAAAGCAGUCUCCUCAGCUCCUCAUGGACACCCGAAUCAUCUACCCCGUCACAUUCCCCUUCAACCCCUCCACUCUCAUCCUGGACACCGUCCACAUUCCCAGCAGCCUCAACCUGGGCUUCCUAACACGCGUGUAGAGGCAGCCUGAGCCCGGCCUUUACAUGCGUGUAGUGGAUGUCUGAACCCGGCCCUCCUCACAUGCAGGUGUGAACCUGGCUGUUACUCGCAUGUGUAGACGUCCUGGACUCUUAAAGCAAGCCAAGUCCUGUGCAGGGAUACAUCAAUCUUGAAUGCUGAGUAAUUAAUGUUCCCCGUGGUGACAAUUAGAAAAUUUAGAAGUACCCUUAACAGGACUGGUGGGUGCUUCGUCCUGUUAAGACUCUUCUUUAGUGCACUGAUGGACCCCACAGUCUUAUAACGAAUCUGAACCGCACCAGUGCCAACUGUGGCCAGCAGCCCCUUAGGGCAAAGCACAAUUCUCUCCAUCUUCACCCAGGGUUGGCCAGAAUGGGAGAUUCAUUGCACACCAGCAACCCCUGCUGGUUGUUGGGGUACCUGCUAGUGUGCCCAUUUGGCUGCAGGUGAACUGAGCCCUUUUUUGUGAACUGCAGAUUAAUUGGGAAAAUCGAUAGCACAGCUGGUGGCAAUGAGUGCUGAUAAAAUAAGAUUGGGCAUUCUAAACUGGGGGGAAAAGGAAUGGAGAGGCACUAAAGAAUGUUUCAAAAAGGAGUACUCAAACAAAGCUGGACGUUGCUCAGGUUUAUUACAUGAUAUCAAUGGUAUAAAUAUGUGCACUGGUGUUCUCAGUCUGGGGUUCUGAUUGUAAUGUAGUGGUACACUGGAAAAAAAGUGUGAUCUAUUACAUUUGUGAACAUUACUGAACUUGUCUGUUCUGGUUAAUUCAUCAUAGUGGCCAAUGCCUGUAUCAUAGUAUGUAUAUCCAAUAUUUUGGAUGUGUAUAUUUUUCUUUGCUAUAUAUUCUAUAUGUAGUACAGAAAUGAUGGAUAGGUGUUGGUUGUCUAUUAGAUCAAUCUGAUUGAAAAGGAACACUGUCUGCAUAUAUUUAUUAUACAAGUAAACAUGAGUCUAAAAAUUAUUAGUAAGGUUAUUUUCCGGUACAUACAUACAUUGUGGUUUGUUUUAUUUAGGACACACUAAUUAUAGCUGUCUUGUGUAAGUGGCAUAUCCACACAUUUGGCCCCCCAAUAUUUGUUUUUCAGGUUUAAGGAAAGAACCAAAUGACAAUUUUGUUUGUCAGUUGGAAUUGGAGUUUGAUCAGGAUUCAUUGUCACUAAGGAUCUGGUCAAAUAAUUGGUGAGUCUUUAGCCCUGUACCUUUUAAAGCCAUUAAGUCAUCUUGAUUGCCAUAUUAAUGGAAACCAGCUCACCAUAAAAGCUAAGUGGACCAUUUGCCUACAAUCUCCCUCAUUUUCCGAAGGCUGAAACUCUCUGUCGCUGCUUUAUCUGUUGCUAUUUGUAUUUUGUGUUGUAUUUGUGCACACUGGAUAGAAUAAAAUAUUUAAAACGAAUCUGCAUGCUUUUAUUUUUACAGGUUAUUCACAGAUUUGUAGACUGGUUCUCAAAGCUCUUAUCCAAUAGAGCAAACCUGUAAUCAAAUAGGCUAGCUGUUAUCUAAAGACAUUACAGACUUAUAUGUUCUUCAUCAUCCCUUGCCUUACACAUUGUUCUGUUUAGGUGGAAAUAAAUUGUUCUGUGUCUCCUUAAGAUAACCCAGCUGUAAGUAUGCUGUACUUUUCCUGCUAUUUUUUGUGCCAUCUGUUCUUGGGUGAAAUAGUUUUCCUCAUGAUUGUUUAAAAAAACAAUAUACCUUGUAUAUUCACAGGGUGCAGAAUCUUAAUGGGAAGGACGUAGAGUAGAAUAUAACAGGAAUCUACCAUAUUGUUUAAUUUUCUCACCUCUUACAAGAUGGAGCAGAUUUACAUAUCAGAAUCACUGGGUCCACCAGGACUAUUGUUAAUGAUAUUAUCGCAUUACCUUGCCUCACAGAACUAUUCAGGGAAAGCAUCUGAGAAAUGGAGUAUUAUUUUAUAUUAUUUAAGAGAAAUUAUAGACCAGCCAGCAACUGAGCAUCUUACAAGAUGGCUUCCUUUCCCCUUUUAAUCUAAGGUCAUUAUCAGUUACCUGCAUGUGUGCACUUGGCUCUACUUAAAGCCUUUCCCAAAACAAAUCCAGAACUACUUGAAAACUGGAAAGAUGUUUUCCCUUAAAGGUUAGUAUUUUUAAUAAUUCAAUAAAAAGUUAAUGGUGAAGGUUAGACCUUUUUCUUCACAGAACUUCUGCCAUUACAUUAUAAUAGUAUAGGGUAUUGUAUUGUAUUUGAACGCAAAUGGAAUAAUUGGAUUAUACUGGAAAAUAAUGCACUAUUGAAAGUCUAACCAUUUUGAAUGUUUUGUUUACUGUCAUUCAUGUACUGUACUUUGAGAUUUUUAAUUAUAACAUUUUUGACAAAGCCUUACCUGAUUAUAGAACAUAUAGCACACAAUCUGUGAUAUUUAUUUUUGCUUUCUGUGUCUGUAAAGAAUUAUUAAUCCUUGAUCUGACAUAGCUAUGCUUUGCCUUGUAAGAUACCCUUCAUGUUUCUUUAAACAGUAUUCGUUGAUGUAUUUUUUUAUUUUGGUGGAGAAUAAAUGUUGAUAAAUGUUUUCUGUAAAUGUAUUGCAUAUCUCAUUUUUUAGUUAUUAGUAAUUAUUUGCAUUUUGUUUUGUCCGUAUCAUAGAAUUGAUUGUACCAUACUGUUUUAACAUACCUUUCAGACACCAGCCACAUAGAUAAUAAGUUCAUUAAUUUUCAUAAUAUUGGUCAUACAGUUCUAUAUAAUGCAUAUAACAUUUCAAAGUUUUGAGUGUAUGUAGAUCUCAUAUUGCAGUGGUUGCCAAACCUCUCCUUGAUUAGUUACACAUGCAUCAGCUGUGCCUGAUAUGGAGCACACACAAUACUGGGGUCUGUCUCGGGGUACACAAGGAGAGGUUUGGUUUUAUUCUAAAUGUACCAUUGCACAUCACUUCAUUAUUAGAACAAGAUUUGUUUCUGACACCUGCAUUCGAUCAUUAUUGGUUUUUCAAUAAUGACUUUAUAUUUUUACUUGAAUAUGCAAUUUCUUACACUUACAUUUAUUCCGGAGGUUGUUGACGGCUACUGUCACAUGUCAUUGACAAACUCUGGAAAACUGGCAUACCCUGCUCUGUGAGAUGUACCUGCAGUGUACUAUAGGUGGCAAUAUUUAUCAUAGUCAAAGCUAGACGUAUAGAUCCUUUUAAGAUAAAGAGUUUGCUUGUAAGAAAAAUAGUUCACCCCCAUAAUCUUAUUUUCAUGUUCCAGGAUUAUGUUGUUAUAAGUACAGUGUGAUUCAGAUUGGAUUGUUUUAAAGAUUAUUAUGAAAUAUUCUCAACUUUGUUCCAAGAGGAUAAUGAUGAGAAUUAUUUUAAUUCAAUACUGUUUUGAUGAAAUGAUGAUGAAAUGAUGAAAAUGUACAGUUCUCCAACCCACUUUCCACCUCAACUGUCCAUCUCUAGAACUGGUGUCAAAAUGUGAAAAUCCAAACUUUGGUGUUGUAAUUACUCUAAUGUGUUCACCAUGGAAAAUCAUGUGAUAAAAGAAAAAAAAAAAUCAUAAAUGUAUAGGCAAAUAAAGAAAUUCAGCACUGUAAAUGCAGUGCCCUCUAAAAGUAUGGAAACGGUGAAGUGUAAUGUAUUUCUGCUAUGUACAAUCAUAGUAUUUGCAUAUGCGUUGUACCGUUUUACAGUAACAACUGUUUUUGUGUUGAGUCCUCCCAUUUUCAGCAUUGGAAAAUUAAGUUAAUGGAUGACUGACAACUGUUGCUCCGGUGUUUCCUGGUUGCAUUUGGAGUCACACACCAGCAUGAAGACCAGAGAGCUAACUAUGGUAAACAUCUACACAUGUAAAUUCCAUGAAAUAAAAGCUGAUUGUCUGUACUUUUGUCUCAUUCAUCUUUUAAUCUCUAUCCAAAUGCCUGAAGUAAGCUAUAUGUAAAAAUUAACACAGUUCUCUCUACCACUCCAAUACUUUUGCAGGGUACUGUAUGCUGAUGUAAAUACCAUGAAAUAAAAAAGCUGAUUGUCUGUA